Molecule: messenger RNA, 7233 nt
Organism: Paramisgurnus dabryanus
Lineage: Eukaryota; Metazoa; Chordata; Actinopteri; Cypriniformes; Cobitidae
Gene: cluha
Product: clustered mitochondria (cluA/CLU1) homolog a
Biological process (GO): intracellular distribution of mitochondria; organelle organization
Cellular component (GO): cytoplasm
Molecular function (GO): mRNA binding; protein binding
Source: RefSeq, a predicted model, not a curated record
AACAGGUCAAGAGGAGGAGAAAGCACGUGUGACAGCCAGGCAAAGAGCUGUCCUUCGGAAGUGAAGUUGUUUUUGUAAUAUCUUUGCAUGUAGCCGGCCAGCCAUUGCGUCUAACGGAGAAGGCCAUACAACAGACUCACAGCAAACCUCUCGGCAACGGUAAUUGGUUGCUAGUUUUGAAACAGAGUUAAUCUUCAGGUAAACGAAUCAUGGUUAGCAAGACGGAUGACAUCCCAGCAUCAGUCCCGAGCUGUAACACCGUUGAUCUGGCUCGGGAAGGCGAAACAACGAACAGCAAAGAGACGAGCAAGACAGCCUUGAAAGAUCCAUGUGCAUGCGGGCACCGUGGUGACAAAGCAAUAAUGAACGGAGACAGUUGUCAUGAUCAUGCUGAGGAAGCCGACUCCAAGCAGGAUGGCAGUGCUGAUGCAGACUCUGGAGAAGAUGCAAAUGAACAAGAAGUGAUUGUAAUUCAAGACACCGGCUUUACAGUGAAGAUCCAAGCACCAGGAACUGAACCUUUUGACCUUCAGGUGUCACCACAAGAGAUGGUACAGGAGAUCCACCAAGUGCUGAUGGACCGUGAGGAUACCUGCCACCGCACCUGCUUCUCCCUGCAGCUUGAUGGCAAUGUACUCGACAACUUUGCAGAGCUCAAGUCCAUCGAGGGCCUACAAGAAGGUUCUCUUCUCAAAGUUGUAGAAGAACCCUACACUGUACGUGAAGCUCGCAUUCACGUUCGCCACAUCAGAGACCUCUUGAAGAGCCUGGAUCCAUCAGACGCCUACAAUGGAGUGGACUGCAACUCCCUUUCGUUCCUCAGUGUGUUCACAGAUGGAGACCUUGGAGACACUGGGAAACGCAAAAAGAAGGGCAGUGAACUUGAGCAGAUCGAUUGCACACCACCAGAGCACAUUCUCCCAGGCAGCAAAGAGCGUCCUUUAGUUCCCCUCCAGCCACAGAACAAAGACUGGAAGCCUAUGCAGUGCCUAAAAGUCUUGACCAUGAGUGGCUGGAACCCACCACCCGGCAACAGGAAGAUGCACGGUGACCUCAUGUACCUGUACGUUGUGACAGUAGAGGAUAGACACGUCAGCAUCACUGCCUCCACCCGUGGAUUCUACCUCAAUCAGUCAACCACUUAUAUCUUCAACCCUAAGCCAGCCAACCCCAGCUUUCUCAGCCACUCUCUAGUGGAACUGCUCAGCCAGAUAAGCCCUGCCUUUAAGAAGAACUUCAGCUCUCUGCAGAAGAAACGGGUUCAGAGACAUCCGUUUGAGAGAAUAGCCACUCCUUUCCAAGUGUACAGCUGGACUGCACCACAGAUCGACCAUGCCAUGGAUUGCGUGAGAGCAGAGGAUGCCUACACCUCUCGUUUGGGUUAUGAGGAACACAUACCUGGCCAAACUAGAGACUGGAAUGAGGAGCUCCAGACCACCAGAGAACUUUCUCGUAAGAACCUACCCGAGCGUCUGCUAAGAGAAAGAGCCAUAUUCAAGGUCCAUAGUGAUUUCGCUGCUGCAGCGACACGCGGUGCAAUGGCAGUGAUCGAUGGCAAUGUCAUGGCGAUUAACCCUGGAGAGGAGACGCGCAUGCAGAUGUUCAUCUGGAACAACAUUUUCUUCAGCUUGGGUUUUGAUGUUCGUGAUCACUACAGGGAACUGGGUGGGGAUGCUGCCGCCCAUGCCGCCCCCACCAACGACUUGAACGGGGUGAGAGCGUACAGCGCUGUAGACGUGGAGGGUCUGUACACCCUGGGCACGGUGGUGGUGGACUACCGGGGUUACCGUGUAACUGCGCAGUCCAUCAUUCCUGGCAUCUUGGAGCGUGAACAGGAGCAGAGCGUCAUCUAUGGAUCCAUUGACUUUGGCAAGACUGUUGUGUCUCACCCCAAGUAUCUGGAGCUUCUGGAUAAGACCAGUCGCCCGUUGAAGGUGCAGAAACAUGCUGUGCUCAAUGAGAAAGAUGCUGCUGUGGAGCUUUGCUCCUCUGUGGAAUGCAAAGGUAUAAUCGGUAAUGACGGUCGCCAUUACAUACUGGACCUUUUGCGCACCUUCCCUCCCGACCUCAACUUCUUGCCGGUGGACGGAGAAGCUCUUGCACCGGAGAGCCAAAAGUUGGGUUUCCCACGUCAACAUCGCCAUCGCCUUGCGUGUCUGCGCCAGGAACUCAUAGAGGCCUUUGUGGAACACAGAUAUCUUCUCUUCAUGAAGAUGGCAGCACUUCAGCUAAUGCAGCAGAAGGCGAACAAAGACAGCAAGAACGCCCUUCAAGACUCGAGCACGGCAGAUGCAGUGUCUGAUGGCAAACCACCUGCCCUCGAAGCAUCCGACAAGGUUAUUGAAACCACAUCCUCCUCCGAAUCCGCUCUGUCUCCAGAAGAAUCCGUGCCUGAAAACUCCGCUCCAGAGAGCAAGGAGGCCAAUCUGAAUGCAGAGAUUCCUACGGCAAACACCAAUGGUACUCAUGAACCCUCAGCUGCAGAGAACCAGAACGGAGGCUGUGAUAGUCCAUUGGAGGGUAAGGAAGCUGAUGAAAAUAUACCUGGACUUGCCCAAGCUAAAGAGCUGGCCGAGUCCUUAGCAGCAGAAGAUGGAUCCGGUAUUGACCCCAAAAGCAGAGAAGUGGUCCUCAAUGCUUGUAAAGCUGUGGGCUCUAUUAGCAACACUUCUUUCGACAUUCGAUUCAACCCAGAUAUUUUCUCUCCAGGAGUGCGUUUCCCAGAAGAAAUUACAGAGGAGAUUCAGAAACAGAAACAACUUCUCAAAGAUGCUGCGGCUUUCUUAGUGUCUUGCCAGAUCCCAUCUUUUGUAAAAGACUGUUUAGAUCACAGCUCUCUGCCAAUGGACGGAGCAACUCUGACAGAAGCCCUCCAUCAACGUGGCAUUAACAUGCGUUACCUUGGUACUGUGCUGGAGUUUAUGGACAACAUGUCUGCAAAAGCACAACUUGAGCACAUCUACAGAAUAGGAAUCUGUGAGCUGAUCACCAGAUGUGCUAAACAUAUCUUCAAGACAUAUCUUCAGGGUGUAGAGCUCUCUGCUCUUUCUGCUGCUGUGAGCCAUUUCCUAAACUGCCUAUUAAGCGCCUUCCCAGACGCUGUAGCUCACCUCCCUGCGGAUGAGCUGGUGUCACGCAAAAAGAGCAGGAAGAGACGCAACAGGGUCCCCGGUGGAGGGGACAACACCGCCUGGGCCAGCCUGACCCCCAGUGAGCUGUGGAAGAACAUUGCUUCGGAGGCACAGAGCUACUAUCAAUUUGGUCUGCAAUGUGAAAGUGUGGACCAGGCAGUAGAGAAAUACGGCUUGCAGAAGAUCACACUGAUGAGGGAGAUUUCGAUCAAGACUGGGAUUCAGAUCUUGAUAAAGGAGUAUAACUUUGACAGCCGUCACAAGCCGGCCUUCACUGAGGAAGACAUCCUGAACAUCUUCCCCGUUGUAAAGCACGUCAACCCCAAAGCUUCAGAUGCCUUCCAUUUCUUCCAGAGCGGGCAGGCCAAGGUUCAGCAAGGCUUCCUUAAGGAGGGCUGUGAACUCAUCAAUGAGGCCUUGAACCUCUUUAAUAAUGUGUAUGGAGCCAUGCAUGUGGAGAUCUGUGCCUGCCUGCGCCUGCUUGCACGACUCAACUACAUUAUGGGCGAUCACUCUGAGGCUUUGAGUAACCAGCAGAAAGCUGUUCUUAUGAGUGAAAGAGUGCUGGGCAUUGAGCACCCCAACACUAUUCAAGAAUAUAUGCACUUGGCCCUAUACUGCUUUGCCAAUGGUCAGCUGUCCACUGCCCUCAAACUGUUGUACCGCGCCCGAUACCUCAUGCUUGUUGUGUGUGGAGAGGACCAUCCUGAAAUGGCUUUGCUUGAUAGCAAUAUUGGUCUUGUACUUCAUGGUGUGAUGGAGUAUGAUCUCUCUCUGCGUUUCCUGGAGAACGCUUUGGCCAUCAAUUCAAAAUACCACGGGCCAAGGUCCCUUAAAGUAGCCCUCAGUCAUCACCUGGUGGCCAGGGUAUAUGAAAGCAAAGCUGAGUUUCGCUCUGCAUUGCAGCAUGAGAAGGAGGGUUACACUAUUUACAAGAACCAGGUUGGUGAAACACAUGAGAAGACUAAAGAGAGCUCCGAGUAUCUGAAGUACCUCACACAGCAGGCGGUGGCACUGCAGAGAACCAUGAAUGAGAUUUACAAGAAUGGAUCUAAUGCCAGCAUAAUGCCACUGAAGUUCACUGCACCAAGCAUGGCCAGUGUUUUGGAGCAGCUCAACAUAAUCAACGGCAUCAUCUUUAUUCCUCUCAGCCAAAAGGACCUGGAGAAUCUCAAGGCGGAGGUGCAGAGACGACAGCUGAUGCAAGAUACUGGGAAAAACGAGGAACAGCAAGGCAACCAUUUAGAACUGGAUGAUAAGUUGCCCGUGGAUGAUUAACAACCCCCACCCUCUCCACAUGAGGAGGACAUGAUGCUGCGACCAUCUGUUUGAACCUGUGGACCUGAGAACUGAGCUGUCUAAUUUAACCAAUCAAAUUUGAGCAUAAUGGGAAGGGGAGGAGCAGGAACAGGUGAAAAAUAUGUACAGAAUGUAGUUUGUAGCUGCGAAAGGAAUGAAAGCAGAUGUUUAACAUGUGCAAUUCAACAGAAUGACCCCUCGAGGUCUACCAGAGGAGGAAUCCGAGAAAAUAUGUAACAGUUGUCUGUGAGCUUACACGGAUGAGGCUGGAGGUGGCCAUGGACGACCAUGACAUUUUAAACCAGAGCCUUAUUCAUCGAUUAUCUUUUUUUGCUUCCAUCCAUUACUUUCUCACCUGAGCCUAGGAUUACCACAGUCCGUCCAAAAUGAACCAAUGAGUGUAGAGCGAUACACCUGCACCCCAUGUACACAUAGCUUAUCUGAAACUCAGGUGUUUUCUACCCUGCGUGAGACACCAUUCGAUUCACAGAGAUAGACAAUAAUCUUGGGCUUAAGAAUAUACAUUUUUAAUGUCUAGCCUGAGGGCCGAAUGGUCAUGUUGUGUCCCAUAUCGUGUUUCUACGGUCGCUGUGGAUGUUGUCCAUAGACAAGACCUUACAACUUUACAGAUGUGUGUUCUCAACCAAUCAUUUUAGAUUGGUUGAGUAUUUAGUAUUUGGGAUGGGUAAAGAAGCCAUUAGAUCAUUCAUGUACAUGUUAAUUUAAGCCAUGUUUGUUUUAUAGAAAUACAUUGAAUGUGAAAGGCUGUGUAAAGCUUUAUCAUUGGGGUUAGACAGGUACGUGAUUGAUGUUGAUUGAAAUACUGAUUUCAGAUGUCCAGUUUUGAGGUAGAUUGUGUUCAAACUAUUUUUCACUUUGUGUGUUUGUGUGUGUGUGUUUGUUCAUGUAUGUAUGUAAACUUGUGGUUGUCUGCCCUAGUGGAAAGAUGCAAAAAUAGGAUUUCUCAAAAAACUGCUGCAACAGAAUAUCACAAUGCUAUUUUUUUAUACAUACAGCAAUGAUGGACUCAUGCAACAGAUUGGUACAUUUGACUAGCAAGAUGGUAAACAUAAUGGUUUUUGUGUAUUGGACAAUACAAUCGAUUUUGAAUCUCCAGCUUCUGUCAUCUUGGAUGAAAAUAAUUUAGCACAAUAUUCAGGAACGUAUCAUUAAUGCUCUGUGGUUUAAAGGUCCUUGUUUCCUCUCUAGCAGUAUUUAUUGCACUUUCCUGUGUUUGCAUGGUGUUGUACGGCACCACCCAAAUGAGGAAAAGAUGGGCUGCUUCAUGUAACAUACCAAAAAAGACUGAGGAAGAUGUGUUUGCUUGUAUACAUGCUUUGUGUGUCCUGCAAAUGUCAAAAAUGUUGCUGUGCUGAAACUGUGUAUGAAGCAAUAUGCUGGAAUUAAGUGCAACUUGGUUAAUGCACAUGGAUGCAAGAAACUGCUAGCCUGAUUGUAUUUUCCAUAUAAAACAAAGUAAAAUUCUUUAAAAAAUGGUUUGUCUCUGAAACAUGGGGGGAAUUCCUUUACAUCACAAAUAUCUGUAUUAAACCUUGAAGCAGCAGUUGAUGGUUAAAAUUAGAACUCAUUGUGGCGGUUUCCCGGACAGGGCUUAUCCUAGUCCCAGACUAAAAUGCAGGUUUGAGCUGCUUUAAUUUAAAAAAACCUUGUCCUGUUUAAUUUUAACACAUAUCGGUGCACACCUGUAGUGUUUUUUUGUAAGGUAUGUUUAUAAAAACUUCUUAAAUUACCUAUUAUAAAUGAGGCCUAGUCCUGGAUUAAUCUAAACCCUGUCUGAGAAACAGCCCCAAUAAAGAUCUGUAUUGAAACAUUGAAACUAUGCUGCAGUACCCAUAGGUACCACAUGGAUGUGCUAUAGUCAACAUGUUUAAUACUGACUGUUAAUGGACAUAAACUCACUUCAUGACAUAUUGCAUUUGUAAAGAUAAACAGAAUAAAUUCAAUCUUUGAAGUUGCAAUUUAGGAAACCGUAUGCCAUAAUAAGCUCUUAGAAACAAGACUGGGGGUUGGUACAGUAUGUAGCUCAAAGGCCUAAUGUUAGUUCAGUGCUUUUAAGAACUCCAACAAUGUGUUGCUGGUAGUCUUGUUGUUAAAGCUUUAGGCAAGUGACAUGUAUAUGGUAACAUGUAUUACAGGUUCAGUUUUGAGCAAGGAUAACAUUUAAACUGGAAGGUUAUUGAGAUGACUCUGUCCUGUGUCCUGCAAAUGAAAAUAAAUAACAAUCAGUCUACACUGUUAAGAGGGAUCUUAAAACUGCUAAACAAAUGUGUAAAGUGUUUAUGUUGUGUACCAAACAGGCCAGUAUAACCAUUUUCAAGGCUAUUUCAAUAACUUCUUGCUUGAUCAACCUAUUUAAUGCAAUAUAGACGUUUAGUAUAUUUAAAACAUUUUUGGACUAUGUGGAAAAGGAAACAAAAGACCAGACAAUGUGCUUUUUUCAGAAUUACAAAACUAAAUUCCAAGUAUAUGUCUUUCUGGGUAUAAUAUUCAUAAUAUAGCUAAGAAUACAAUUUAUUUGACAUUUCUGUGUGGACGUUUACAUGUACAACAAAUAGGCUCUUUAUUGGACCUUUAAAAUUGUUAGUGAAAAAAUAAAAUAAUCCUAAAAAGCUCAAAUUUAAUUUAAAGGUCCCGUUUCUCAACAAAGGAGUUGGUGUACAACAGUCAAUACCACAAUGUGAAUUACCACAUGCCAAGCAUUCUUAAUCUAUUGCACAUUGUGUCUCACUUUUGCUUUCACUUAAAUGAAAAACAACCUGUUCAAACCCUGUCUAAACUAAAA